AUGUCGAAUCCUCUCGAUACAUCAUCACCAGCAGCAGAGGCUGCUGCAAGGAGCCGAGCAAACACAGCGAACAGCCUCUCGCCAGCUGCCUACGCCACCUCGAACCUCUCGGCUGCCGGAAGCUCUGUCGUAUCGAAUGGUAGUCUUCUAGACCUCUACGCUCGCUCACCUGGCUCCUUUCCGGGAUCGAUGGACGCGCCUCAUCUGGCCGCUGCAGGGUUUUCUGCUGCAUCAGGUCCGUCAUCCAUGAUGCACGAUAUGGACCGGGCUCUGCCACUUCCAGCAACGACACGAGGAUUCCAGACUCCAGACCGCGACCUGGCAGCGCUCACCGCUAGCCAUUCAAUCCCAGCGAGCGUCAGCAAUGCUUCCAUCUGGAGUGAGGCGUCAGCCUCUUCGACCGGGCAUCCACCACAAAGCAAACGUGCGUCCAUGGCUGGAUUUGAUGCGGACGCAAUUCGCAGCAUUCAGCCUGCGCUUGAAGCCCAUGCCUCGGAAGGAGCCUCGUCGGAUUCGCGGCCCGCACCCACCACCGGAGCGGGUACGGCGCAGGACGACAGCGAUGGCUCGGACUACGGAGACGAAGAGAUGCCCGGCGCUUUCGGUCAAGACUCGUUCGACCGUUCUGCUUCUGCAGACCGCACAAUCCAAUCGCCGGGCCAUCGACUCCAUCGUUCUGGAGAAGACAUCUAUUCCAAUGCGCUGCCUUCGCCUCCCGUCCCCAUGCGCACCAGCAGCGUGCUACGCGAAGGCUCGAAUGGCUCUCCAAGCUCGCUCAAUGCCGAGCCUGCUGCUCGUACAGAUUCACCCUCGAUGCGGCACGCCGCCUCGCGUUCGGGUUCUGGCCAAUAUAGUUUGGACGGAGGCUCCCAAAUUCGACGACUUGCCGAGCCCGGACCUGACCUCUCUCAAGGCCACGGAUCGAGGAGAACGCAGUUGUCGCAAGAGCUCGCGCCGAGCCCUCUUCUGCCUAGUCCUCCCAGCAAGCAAGCGUCUCUCGCUCCAAGCAAUGGCCCAGCUGCAUCCGCAGGCACGUCGCCCGACCACGCCAAAGCAGGAAGCGGGUCGUCGCACGAGCUGAGCCUGGCCGAGCAAAAGAGGCUCGAGAGCGAGCUGCUCGCCGAGGCCGACGAAGCUCGACCGAGAACGCUCAAGGAAGCGCGAGAGCGAGCCAGACUGCGCAAGCAGCAGACCGAGACGACAUCCUCCCCACCAGCAACCGCCAAUGCCAACACGCAAUCUGCCGCGGACACCCCGAGCCCGCGCAAGGGCGCGUCCCUUCACAUCCGCGAUGUGGCCGCCUCGACCGCCGCCGCCGCGCUCGCAGAUGAAGCCGGUCCACGCAGCAGCAUCGAAUCGCGCGAUCGGCCCGUGCGCAAUCCCAAGCGUAUCUCCAAUCUGGACAGCACCUUGGCUGCGGAUCACCGCUCGAUCUCGGAGCGUUCUAACCCCUCGGACUAUUCGGGCGACUCGGGCGUCGAAGGUGCGUUCUCGUUCGACGAUCCGGUCGGAUCGUCUAGCCAGCUGCUGACUUUGCCCGCAGGCGCAGACCCGCAAGCCACCAGCAUGGACGACCUCACCGACGCAGUCAACAGUGCUAUGAACGACCUCAGUUUCGGCGAUGAUACGCUCUCUGCGGAAGACGAGUUCGCGACACCCUUGGCACCUGUGCAGCAGGAGACGCGGCAGCUGCCGCCGACGCUGCCUUCGGCACGCAGCUUGGCGAGCGUCACGGGCGCCGGCGUGUCUUCGCCGUUGGCGUCUCCGAACAAGUUCGCUGCUCAGACGCCAAGGUCCCACGUCUUCCCGCCGAGCGUGUCGAAGCAGUCGCUGGUGCCAACACCGCUCGCCUCUCCGGUCCAGCAGCGCGUGAUCCAGCCUUCGGUGCCGGAUCAUAUUGACAUUUAUGGCAAAACGGUGCCUAUGCCGAAAGCCUUUGCCAGCAAAGCCAUCACUGUUGACAAACGACGCCUGUCGUCCUGGGAACGAGCACGCACCUAUGCGCAGUACACCAACGAGCUGCUUCAUCUCGAAACAGGUCUUCAUCUGUGGAUGGAGGUGGUGCAACGACCGGCGGCGCGUCAGGCCAAUCGUGGUAAGCCGACCGAUGACUGGCUCGCGUCCGGCACCAUCCGCUCGCACGUCCGCAACGAAGGUUCGUACGCCGACUCCAUCCGAUCCGAUAUGACCUUCCCCAUGCGGGGUGACGGCGCGAAGGCCAAAGAGAUCGUCUCAGUCCUCCCGACCAUGGAAGAAUCGCCCGUUCGUCCGCCUGUCCACCUUCCCUACCCGGGCGUGGCGCAGCAGCAGAUGCAGCCGCCCCCUCCCCCACGAUCGCAGUCCUUCACAUCGGCGCUGGGGACCACGUCGCAGGAUUCCCUGCCCGGCACGGUGGCGCGCAGCGCGGGGAAUCGGUUCUUUAGCAACCUGGGGCGGAAGAAUUCCAAACGCGCUCCGGUAGCCGCCCCGGGUGCGACGGGGAUGGUGGCGUCGACGUCGUACUCGUCGCUUGCGUCGGCGGUGGGUGGAUCGCGGGCGUACUUGGCGAACAAUCGACGGACGUCUUCGCCCGGAGCCGGGGCGGUUGUGGCGCCCGGGUUGGUGUCGAGGAACAGUGGGUCGUCGGCGGGCUUCACGGCGGAUAGCUAUGAGACGACCCAGUCGAGACCGGAGAGUCCGGCGAGAGGACGACGGUUGAGCGGGUUAGGAUUGGGAGAGGUGGUCCCUAACCCGCUGGCGGGAGCAGCUGGGAGACUGGAUACGGUACAGGAGCGACGUGUUUCGCCGGGCAGCACACCACUUGCUUCUGCGACUACAACUGGAGGUCUUCGAGCCCCACUCGGUCCACGAGCACCAGGCGCACGAAGUCCACAUGAUAUGAACCGAACCAACUCCUCCUCAUCCACCCCAAUUACGCCGAUCACGCCGAUUACGCCGAUAGCAGGCGGCUUUGGGACAGGACCUACCUUCGUCUCGCGUCUAGGCUCGGGUGGGUCGUUCAGCGGUCCAUCGCCCAAUCCACCCCCGAGAUCCCCUCGCGACGGCUAUUCUUCACCGGAGUUCCUGGCGCCGAGACGAACAAGCGAUCUGUCCAGCACACCAUCGAGCAAUUCGGCACACGAUUCGCCCCGGGUGCGCACCUCGCUGUCGUACGGCUCGGUAAGGGAUCGCAUACGACGCGGAAGCAAUACGGACACCCCGGAUGACGAGGCAUUCCUCACAGCGCUGGUCAAGCUAGGAGAUAUCUUGCCGGAUGCAGAUGAAAGAACGUUGAGACACUAUCUCAAGAAGGCGAAAGGGGACGAUCUGACGGCUAUCGGGGACUAUCUGCACGAUCAGAGCUUGGGCAAGCUACCUAAAUUCUAG
Messenger RNA from Kalmanozyma brasiliensis GHG001, 3366 nucleotides. RefSeq lists its product as uncharacterized. The transcript has a single exon. The record is from RefSeq and is a predicted model, not a curated record. NCBI's taxonomy places the organism in Eukaryota, Fungi, Basidiomycota, Ustilaginomycetes, Ustilaginales. The coding region runs from base 1 to 3366 and encodes 1121 amino acids.